This is a messenger RNA of Carassius auratus (goldfish), 3357 nucleotides long. RefSeq names its product aquaporin 9b (gene aqp9b). NCBI's taxonomy places the organism in Eukaryota, Metazoa, Chordata, Actinopteri, Cypriniformes, Cyprinidae. Gene Ontology annotation, molecular function: glycerol channel activity; water channel activity; urea transmembrane transporter activity. Bases 771 to 1457 code for a protein of 228 amino acids. Gene Ontology annotation, cellular component: basolateral plasma membrane; plasma membrane. Gene Ontology annotation, biological process: glycerol transmembrane transport; water transport. The transcript has 5 exons. The record is from RefSeq and is a predicted model, not a curated record.
AUGUAACAUGCAGAUUUAAUGCUUUUAAAUACAUUUACAUGACUGUCAGUUAAAUAUAGUCUGCAAUAGAAAUAACACAUGAAUCUAAAAGGAACUUUCAAGAUUCCAAGAUGCAUGAAAAUGCAUUUAAUAAAGAAAAGGCAUUAGUCUGGGACAGCUGAGUUCAAAGCAUCUUCUCAUUUCAAAGGUCAUAUUUAGCUGUCCAUCAGGGCUGUUUUUCACUGUUGUUUGUGAUCUUUGGUCAUGUUUAACAAAACAUGCAAUGUUCAAUCUACAUGUGACACAAACCACCUACUCGCCAUAUGCAACACUACAAUAUCCAUGAGCUAAUCAAAACUACAUAAACAGCCCAAUUAAUUUAUUCCUCUAUUGUGGUUUAUGUGUGUUUAUUCUAUCAAAAGCUAAAUCUGGUCAAAGGAGUAAAAAGGCUAGUGAGGAAGAAAAAGUCUUUCAUGUGGUAAUAAGCCUUAGACAGCUGGAUCAAAUAUACCCCAUAACGAGUAUUACAUCUAGACCUUUGACCCUAAAGAGAGAGAGAGUGAAGGGUGGAUUUGCUUCAGUGCAAAUAUUAGGAUUAAUGAACGACAUAAUAGAGGGGGAAGCCUUGUGCUUAUUGUGUUCAAUGCAUUUGGUUUUCUAAUAUUCAAAAAUAUACUGUAGUGAUGGACAGGGGGAGGAGGAAAUGAUAGGUCAAUUACAUGCUCUUAAAUCUUAGAAAAGACUUAGUGUCAAGUGGAAGCGUGUGGUGGAUUUAUUAAACCAGACUGGACAUGUAUGUUUGGCCUUCAUUAAGAGAAUUCCUCAAGGAUUAUGGUGGACAUGUGAACCCCGCUGUUUCUCUGGCUAUGGUUGUCUUGGGGAAACUCCAAUUAAAGAAAUUUCCUGUCUAUGUGGCAGCCCAAUUUCUAGGUGCCUUUGCAGGGUCUUGUGCUGUCUAUUGUCUGUACUAUGAUGCCUUUGCAAAUUUUGCUGAUGGAAAACUAAUUGUAGUUGGUGAAAACGCCACAGCAGGUGUCUUCGCCUCAUAUCCACGUGAAGAUCUCUCAUUGUUAAAUGGAUUCAUUGAUCAGGUGAUUGGCACAGGUGCCCUGGUCCUCUGUAUUUUAGCCAUUGUUGAUAAGAAGAAUAUUGGGGCACCUAAAGGAAUGGAGCCACUGGUUAUUGGUCUGAGCAUCCUGGCUAUCGGAGUGUCCAUGGCGCUGAACUGUGGGUAUCCCAUCAACCCUGCCAGAGACUUGGGACCUCGGCUCUUCACUGCUAUGGCAGGAUGGGGACUAGAGGUGUUCAGCGCUGGAAAUGGCUGGUGGUGGGUUCCAGUGGUCGGGCCAAUGGUGGGCGGUGUGGCCGGGGCAGUGAUCUACUUCCUGAUGAUUGAGCUUCAUCACCCUGAGCUUGAGAAAAACCCUGAAGAUGACAACAGCAUCAAAGAUAAAUAUGAACUGAACACCGUGAACUAGAAAGAGAGGGUAUGAAUGGUCUCUUUUCCUUCACCAUAGACCUCAAACAAGAAGCACUGGUAUUUCUACACACUCUCCUGCUCUGUCUUUUCAUCUAGAUCUCUUUUCAGAGUCUUUUGCCAAUUCAGUUAAUGAAAAACCAAGCAGUUAUGAAAAACAGCAAGUGUUAACUCUAUAGUAAAGUUCCUAGACAAUUUUAAGUUGUCUUGAAAAAGCCUAGCCAGAAAGUUUGCAAAGGUUUUAAUAGCUUAAAGUUUGAAGGUUUUUAGUUUGAAGUAGUUUGAAAUGCUUAAUUUUAGUUUUAAAGAUUAAAGUUUGAAUUUUUUGAAGGCAAUACAGUCAAUCAGAAGAACAGAAAAAAAUACAGAUCAGUAGGGUACCUGGGGUGGUUUCUAGGGUGGUUGCUAGGAUACUCAAGGUGGUUGCUAGGGUGUUCCUGUGGUACCUGGGGUAGUUGCUAAGGUAUUGCUAUGUGGUUGCUAGAGUAUGUGGGGUGGUUGCUACCUGUUGUUACCUGGGUUGGUUGCUAAGGUGUUGCUAUGCGGUUGCUAGGGUACUCAGAGUGGUUGCUAGGGUGUUGCUAGGCUACCUUGGGUGGUUGCUAUGUGGUUGCUGUGGUACCCUGGGUGGUUAUUAAGGUGUUGUUAGGCAGCUGCUAGGCUACCUAGGUUGGUUGCAGAGGUGUUGCUAUAGAAACAUUAAUUCACCUCAACAUAUUCAUCCAAACCAGAAACAAUUUUACCAAGCUCCACUUGUUCCAAACCUGUGUGAGUUUCUUUCUUCUGUUGAGCACAAAAGGAGGUAUUUUGAAGAAUGUUGGUAACCAAACAGUUGACGGUAGCCAUUGACUUCCAUAAUAUUUGUUAUUGUUGACCAACAUCCUUUAAAAACAUUUUCUUUUGUGCUCAACAGAAGAAAGAAACUCGCGCUCAGGAAAUGAUGACAGAUUUUUCAUCUUUGGGUGAACUAUCCCUCGUUCUGACUGCACUGAUCUGACUUCACGACUAUAUCUGAGCUGAUUUAAUCAUUAUCACUGUCUGACCAUCAACAUCAGCUCACCGAGUCCACUGAGUUCAUGCACACAUACUCCCUCCGUUUCUACUAACUAGACUGUAGUGUGUUCAUCAGCCAACCCUUCUAUGAAACACUGCUACAUGCUGCAUGGGUUUAAUAUAUACAGUUGAUCAGAAUUUAGAAAAUUAUCAACAGCAUUUUCUUUAAGAAGAAUUAAGAUUUACAUUUGAAGGUGGGAAUCAGAAACAUUUGUAAUGAAUUAAAAGAGACUAGAAUUUAAAUCUUUAAUGACAUCUAUCAAGGAUGAAAUGACAAGAGCUUACACCCACACACACACACACACACACACACACACACUCACACACACACACACACACACACACACUGUUUCCAUGUUUCAUGGAUAUAUUCCAUAGAUGUAAUGAUUUUUAGAAUGUAUGAACUAUAUUUUCAAUCCCCUUACCCGAACCCUACCCCCACACAAAACUUUCUGCCUUUUUAGACUUUCAAAGAACUUUAUUCUGUAUGAUUUAUAAGCUGUUAAAAACUUGUUGUGAUUUUGUUCCUAUAUUCUAGAGAACACCACAAUAUCUAUAAUGUAGGACCAUAUACAAAUGCAGGCACAACUCUCUGUCAUGUUUACUGUUGUAAACUGUAAACAUGCUCUCUCUCUCUUUCUUUCUUUCUUUCUUUCUAUUUAUCUAAGGUGUUUCUAGUUGCUAGGGUACCCAGAGUGGUUUCUAGGGUGUUGCUAUGUGGUUGCUAGGGUACUCAGGGUGUUACUAGCAUGUUGUUGGCAUGAUUCGCAAGUUACCGGCAUGUCUCUAGCAUGAUUAGCAUGUUGGUAACAUGAUGAACAAGUUACUAGCAUGUUAUUAGCAUGUUU